Messenger RNA from Bradysia coprophila, 1134 nucleotides. RefSeq lists its product as uncharacterized. NCBI's taxonomy places the organism in Eukaryota, Metazoa, Arthropoda, Insecta, Diptera, Sciaridae. The record is from RefSeq and is a predicted model, not a curated record.
AUGUUUCUUGCAUAGAGAUUUCUUCGAAUUUUUCGAUGAAGAAUAUACUUAGCUGUGAGUUGAUUGGCUGUUAGUGCUUGGUUUACCUCUCAAAAGACAUAUUCGUCAUAGACUUGAUGAGGUACAAUCUACCUUCAUACAAUUUUACCUACCACAUCGAUCAUCUCAUUAGAAUUUGAAAGCUACUUCAAACGACGGUCGCCUUCAUCUACAGUUUUAUUUCUGUGCAACGAAUUCAACUUCUCCAAAUAUGAUUAUCUUUUUGAUACUAAUUGUACUCGGAGUCAGCAUGGCUGAUGUUCAUCGAUCUAAACGUUAUCUGAUUUUCCCUCCAACCGCUCCCACUAGAGUUCAGUUAAUCGGCGGUAUUGGUAUUCCAGUCGAUUUGGACUUUGAAUCUGUCACACUUGGCUAUGUGUUGAAAGCAGAAUACUUUGUGCCGGACAAUACAACUUUAGUGAUGCACUUUAUGCAAGAUCCAUUUAAUCCGAUCACUCGUCCCGUAACCAGUCGUCGUAAAAGAAGUUCUUUGAAUGAUCAACAAACGGAAACCGUCGACGAACAUAAAAUAAUUGGAAUGCAAGCUAAUCAAACAAACAGUUCAACCAUUAGCGAUGGUUACGAGAAAUACGAUAUCGAAGCUGUAGAAAUUGAUAGAGGUAAUGACACCACCGGUGAAGACUCAGAGUAUUAUGAUGAUUUCAGUGAUGACGAGGACAAGGUAUAUACGGCGGCGGACUAUCGCAUAUCUAAACCGAAUGAUUUUGCCACCGCUCGAUGGAGUUUAUUCAAGGGUAUCGAAAUGUUGGCGGAGAGAAGUGGUCUAGCAGGAAGACCCUGUAUGCUCCGAAGUAUAUGUGAAUCAGCGCAAGCACCGUUUACCUUUAAAAGUGGGAUACUUGGCGAACUGAUGCACAUUAUAAUGACACCUUCAUCGACUAAAGAUAAGAUAAACGAUCACUCGCAAAACGAAUAUCUUCGUGCGGAGGAGUUUGGUAGAUCUGGAGCUCCAUGUGAGAAAAUCUUUAAAGAAUGUCCAAAAUCUUUGUUGGAUCAAUUUACCGGUAUUUAUGGCUCAAUGGAGAAUAUAAUAAAAUUGAUUGGUUGAAAUCUAGCGUCUUUUUGUUCGAUAAA